Molecule: messenger RNA, 2144 nt
Organism: Drosophila rhopaloa
Lineage: Eukaryota; Metazoa; Arthropoda; Insecta; Diptera; Drosophilidae
Gene: Snx17
Product: sorting nexin-17
Exons: 1
Coding region: 167-1624 (485 amino acids)
Biological process (GO): intracellular protein transport
Cellular component (GO): early endosome
Molecular function (GO): phosphatidylinositol binding
Source: RefSeq, a predicted model, not a curated record
GCGUCACUGUGAUCACGGUCACACUCGCAGCAACGGUGGUGUUAGUAGAGCGAAAAAAUUCAGCAGUUGAAUUAAUUGAAUUCACGCCAAUUUCUGCACUUGGCAGAAGAGCAGGGAAGCAAUGCAUGUGUGAUCCGCAGGCCGCUCGCCGACGCACAAGAGCAGGAUGCACUUUUCCAUACCGGACACGCAGGAGAUGGGCUCUUCGCCCACCUACACGGCCUACAACCUACACAUCAACGGCUGCUAUCACAGCGUCUUGCGCUACAAGCAGCUGCACUCCUUGAACGAGCAGCUGCGCAGGCACUGUGUGGGCGUUCCCCUGCCGCCGUUUCCGCCCAAGCGUCUUCUGCCGCUGACCAGUGGCCAGUUGGAAGCGCGUCGCAGUGCCCUGGAGCAGUACCUGCAGGCGGUGGGUCAGGACGGCCGUCUUGCCCGAUCCGCCCACCUGCAGCAGUUCUUGCAGCGGGCCCAACUGGACUCGGCCCUCGCCGAAGGCCAGGUGGCCAGCGAUUGCGAGGAACAACAGCUGGAGGUGCAGGUCUACACGAGUCCCGCAGGUGAACGCAUCCUGGUCAGUUGUUCCGUGCAGCAGAACGCCAGAGCUCUGCUGAGAAGCGUCUGUCAGGACCUUCAGCUGCCCGAGGAGCUGGUGCGCUUUUUCUGCCUAUUUCUAGUGCGACGCCAGCGGAAAUCCGACGAACUGCACCUGGUUCGUCGCCUCAUGCCCUUCGAGUCGCCGUACAUAACUCGUCUGCAUACACAGCCCUGCGAGCUGUUGCUCCGUACCUGCUACUGGGACUCGAAUAUAGAUACCAAGCUGACUGUGAGCAAGGUGGCUCUGAAUCUGCUGUACAACCAGACCGUGGCGGAUGUAAGCCGCGAGUGGGUGGUCAUCUGUUCGCCCAACGAAGGCCACCAGCUAAGCUGCCUGCAGUCGCAUGGAAGACAGCGCGAGUACAUGGACCUGGUGCGCCAGUUGCCCUCCUAUGGUUGUUUGCAGUUUGAUGAGGCGCAAGUGGAUUAUCCUGAGCCAAAUACGAUGGCGCUAGUCAGCAUUGGCAACAAGGAGUUAGGACUGCGCACGGUACGCGGCGCCAAGAUCUACGAGACCAAGUUCCGGGUGACUAGAAUGCGGUCGUGGCGCGUCAGCGUCACCCACAACACACUGGAAUCGCGUCUGCAGCCCUUGCACCUCCAACUAGCUUUCGAGUAUCUAAUUGGCAAGCAGACGCUGCGCUGGAUAACCAUCAAUAGCGAGCAGGCCAUGCUGAUGUCCGUUUGCCUGCAGGCAAUGGUCGACGAACUGUUGCAUCGUGGAGAAGGCGGGAAAGCGUAUUCCGGCAGCGACGACGAACAGGAGCUCACGGCGGUCACAUCGUGCUCAUCGACGCCGAGUUCAACGUGCUCCACAUCUACGUGGGCAUCUUCCUCGUGUUCUACGUCCACGGCGCCCACAACGCCGCCAGUUAGGUUUCUGUCUGAGGAUUCGGCUCCAAGAUCCAAGCCUAGGAUGACGACCUCCCGCACUUUUGGUGCUGUGUUCUUUCGCAACGACGUCGUUGACAAUGGAGCUAGGGUGUCUAACGAGGCGUUUGAAGGCAUCGGGGACGAUGAUCUAUGAAUGUGCUAAGGGAAUGCUUGCCGUGAGUUGCCAAAACCGAUUGCUUUUUCCGAGAAAAGGGCCGCCAAACUAGUUUAAAUACAGAAGCAGCUUAACUCAUUUAAUUAAGGUUAAAGAUUUUAUAUGUGUGUUAUACAAAGACACUAUCUCUCUGCUACUUGCAAAAGUUACGAAGCCUAAAUAAGAUUUAUGCAGUAUCCUCUGUUUAAUCGUAAAACAGUGCAAAAAUGUGGUGUAAGAAAUGAAUGCUCAAGACAAAUGACACGUCUUAACAUGAUUAUUUAUAUCUAAAUGUUGAAUUAUUGUAAAUGAUCUGUAAAUGGAACUUUGACGAAACCUUUUACUCUUUUAUCAUUUUUGGUAUUGUAAUAUAUGUAUGUACGUAACAUUUCUUUAUUUUAGGGAUAGAUAAAAAAUAUGUUAUGCAUUUUACAAAAUAAAUGUACUGAUAACUAUGGUAAAUGGAAUGAGAAGUCAAAAUGGACUUUUCGUUAAACAAAAAUAAAUGUACAUUCCCUUA